Molecule: messenger RNA, 318 nt
Organism: Fonsecaea pedrosoi CBS 271.37
Lineage: Eukaryota; Fungi; Ascomycota; Eurotiomycetes; Chaetothyriales; Herpotrichiellaceae
Exons: 2
Coding region: 1-318 (105 amino acids)
Source: RefSeq, a predicted model, not a curated record
AUGACUCCAUUAAUACUCUACCCGGCGACGUUAACGCCACUACCAGACAUUGCGCUUAAGGACGCCGAUUUGAGGCGCAUUCGCCGGCUUACUCGCCAGCUCAACGACGAUGUCCAUUUUAAUGAACAGGCUACCGCGGACCUUCCCCUAGAGGAAGAUGACGCCGGCUUACGCGAGGAAUCGGACGACUGUACGGUGUACACGUCCCUCUUUACCGGCCUCUUCUAUCGGGUCGUCUACGACGAAGCCUAUAAGGUUAAGAACCCUAAGACGAUGAACGCGAUCGCCAUCGAGAAACUAUACGCGCCUAAGAAGUAG